GAGCGGAGAGGGAGGGCGGGGGCGGGGCCAGGCCAGGCCGGGACCUCCGCUGUCCUGGGUCCUGGAGCGCUCCCCCCUCCCGCAGGCCCCUCCCUGACCGGCCCGGACGCAGGGUGUGCUGGUCAGGACGCCCCACGCUCGGCGAUCGCCGGCCCGGACUGCAGGGUCCAGCGAUCGCGGUUGCGCCCCGCCCCAGGUGCUGCGCUCUGGGCCAGGCGGCCGCGGGGGAUCCGGGCGGGCUCAGCUCCGUGCUGCCGCGGGGCUGCGUCUCGGAGACUCCGAGGGCUAGGGCUCUGUGCCCAUUCCUGCCUGGCUGGCUUCCGCUGGUGGUCCUGCGAGAACAUGGUGCAGAAGUACCAGUCUCCUGUCUGCGUCUACAAGUACCCAUUUGAGUUGGUCAUGGCGGCCUAUGAGAAGCGCUUCCCCACCUGCCCGCAGAUCCCGGUCUUCCUGGGCAGCGAGGUCCUACGCGAGUCCCGCAGCGCUGAUGGGGCGGUGCACUUGGUGGAGCGGAGCUGCCGGCUGCGGGUGGAAGCCCCGCGGCUGUUGCGGAAGCCGCCACCUCACGUCCAGCACGCACGUCCCUGCUGCCCUGUCCCUGCAGAUUGCAGGCGUCGAGCACGUGGUCUUCGUGCAAAGAAACGUCUUGAACUGGAAGGAGAGGACUCUCCUCAUCGAAGCGCACAACGAGACCUUCGCCAGCCGCGUGGUGGUCAAGGAGAACUGCAGCUACACGGUCCACCCUGAGAAUGAAGACUGGACAUGCUUUGAGCAGUCUGCCUCGCUUGACAUCCGGUCCUUCUUUGGCUUUGAAAGUGCCUUGGAGAAGAUCGCCAUGAAGCAGUACACAGCCAACGUCAAGAGGGGGAAGGAGGUGAUCGAGCAUUACCUGAACGAGCUCAUCUCCCAGGGCACCUCUCACAUUCCCCGGUGGACAACUGCCCCAGUCCCAGAGGAGGACACCCACUCCCGGGCUGGGCUGAGGGAUCCUGGCUCCCUGGAGGUCUGCGGGCCUGGUAGCGCCCAGGGCCCUGCUCCCGAGAUGGUCAGUACUGAUGGGGACAAGCUGGAUGCGGACUACAUUGAGAGGUGCCUGGGCCAUCUCACACCCAUGCAGGAGAGCUGCCUGAUCCAGCUGCGGCAUUGGUUGCAGGAGACCCACAAAGGCAAGAUCCCCAAAGACGAGCACAUCCUUAGGUUCCUGCGGGCUCGAGACUUCCACCUGGACAGGGCCCGUGAGAUGCUGUGCCAGUCCUUGAGCUGGCGAAAGCAGCACCAGGUGGACCUCCUCCUUCAGACCUGGCGACCCCCUGCCCUCCUGGAGGAGUUCUACGCAGGGGGCUGGCACUACCAGGACAUAGAUGGCCGCCCCCUGUACAUCUUGCGUCUGGGCCACAUGGACACCAAGGGCUUGAUGAAGGCCGUGGGGGAGGAGGUGCUGCUGCAGCAUGUUCUUUGCGUCAAUGAGGAAGGACAGAAGCGGUGUGAAGGGAACACAAAACAGUUUGGCCGUCCCAUCAGCUCCUGGACCUGCCUGGUGGACCUGGAGGGUCUCAGCCUGCGGCACCUGUGGCGGCCAGGGAUAAAGGCCUUGCUGCGCAUGAUCGAGGUGGUGGAGGACAAUUAUCCUGAGACCCUGGGCCGGCUGCUCAUCGUGCGAGCCCCCCGCAUCUUCCCUGUGCUCUGGACGCUGAUCAGCCCCUUCAUCAAUGAGAACACCAGGCAGAAGUUCCUCAUCUACAGUGGCAGCAAUUAUCAGGGUCCCGGAGGCCUUGUCGACUACCUGGACAAAGAAGUGAUCCCCGACUUCCUCGGGGGAGAGUGCCUGUGUAACGUCCCUGAAGGAGGGCUGGUCCCCAAGUCCCUCUACCUGACGGAAGAGGACCAGGAGCACAAAGACCAGCUGCAGCAGUGGAGAGAGACCUACCAGUCGGCCAGCGUGCUCCGCGGGGCCCCCCAUGAGGUCGCAGUGGAGAUUCUGGAGAGGGAGUCAGUCAUCACCUGGGACUUUGACAUCCUGCAAGGGGACGUGAUGUUCAGUCUGUACCACACCAAGCAGGCUCCCAAGCCGGGCCCCCGGGAGCCUGGUGCCAGGGCUGGCAGGCAGCUGACAGACAAAGGCUGGGCCCUGGGUGCAGAUUACAGCCGUGUGGAGGCCCCCCUCAUCUGCCGGGAAGGGGAGAGCAUCCAGGGCUCCCACGUGACCCAGUGGCCUGGCGUCUACCUGCUCCAGUGGCAAAUGCACAGUGCCCCUGGCCACAUGGCCUGCAGCCUCCCGGGCGUGGAGGAUGUCCUGAUGGCCCUGCACAGCCCUGGCCCCAGGUGCAAACUCCUCUACUACUACGAGGUGCUGGCGUCUGAGGACUUCAGGGGCUCCAUGUCCAGCCUGGAAUCCUGCACCAGCCGCUUCUCCCAGCUCAGCGCCACCACCUCUUCCUCCGGCCAGUCCCACAGCAGCUCCCUGGUCUCCAGAUAGUCAGGACUGAGCCCUGCGGGGCAGCCUGCUUGCCUCCCACAUCCACAAGUAUCCACGAGGCCUGGGACCAUGUGGGCUGCAGCCCUGGAUCUGGACAUAGCCAAAGUCGGGCUGGCUGGAGCCCUGUGGGCUCUUGAAGUGGUGAGAACAGAAUCAUCUCCGAUGGGGCUUCGCGUACGAAAAGCCACGGGGUGGGCUAACCACGUUCAGGUCUGGGGGCUCAGGGAUGUCAUCAGGCUCAGUGCCCCCCUGCACCCUGCCACCUCUGGCUCUGCUUCCCUGGGGUGGCCUCCUUCUCAGGGGCCUCCUAAGACUAUUGGGGUUCCCCCCAUAAGAAGCAGGAAUGUUGGGUGUUUGCCAUAGCAUCUAAACCCAUGGAGAUGCCCUGGGUCCCAGGAUAUGCUGGUGAGCAGUUAUUUGAGUUACAGGCCCCACUCUGUGGGGGAGCCACCUACCCUGGACUUGAAGUUCAUUUUCCCAGCACAUGACUGGGCAGGCCUAACCCUGACCACCCCUGACUUGAAGACGGUGGGAAGGCCCAGGUUUUCUGCUGAGUUCCAGGCAGUGAUAAAGCGGCUCUGGCUAUCUUUAUACUCUCUGGAGGUCCCUUUCUCUCCUGGGAAUCUGUUUAAUUGAAACUUUUUUGGUUGUAAGUCACCUCCCAGUGGCUUAAACAAAAAAGGGUGACCAAUCAUGGGUGCAUGUAACUGGCCAGUGUAGGAGGACUUGCUUCAGGUAAGGCUGGAUCCAGGCUCUCAAUGUGUCAUCAGCACUCCCCUGUGGAGUGGGGGCUAUGACUUUGUUGCAGCUGCCCUGGGGCAAAUCUGACCCCCAGAACCAGCUCCAAUAUUGAAAGACUUUCCCCGAGUUCCUGCAUGGGAGGGGUGUGGGUCUCCUUGGGGUCUGAGGACAUUUCUCCUUUCAUUUCCUGGGCCUGCAAAAAGGCAACAGGUCAGAGGUCACCACUGGCAGCCUGCAGUCUGAUCUGGCCUGCUUUUAAUUUUUUUUUUUUUUUGCGGUACGCGGGCCUCUCACUGUUGUGGCCUCUCCCGUUGCGGAGCACAGGCUCUGGACGUGCAGGCUCAGCAGCCAUGGCUCACGGGCCUAGCCGUUCCGCGGCAUGUGGGAUCUUCCCGGACCGGGGCACGAACCCGAGUCCUCUGCAUCGGCAGGCGGACUCUCAACCACUAGCGCCACCAGGGAAGCCCCCGGCCUGCUUUUAGUGUUUUUGUUUUUUGCCUAAACAAAAGGUUUAAAAAUUGGGGCAUUUCACACAGAAAUCAGGAUUUACAGCUUCACUUAAGCAUAUAGGAGUGUUGGCUAAACAGAGCCACUAUUGCUGUGUAAAGACAACACAGCUGCGCCCCUGGAUGGGGCCACCCCAGUCCCCGCCCCUCUCUAUCAACCCACCCCUAGCCCACAUCACUCACUUGCAUUAUCUGCCUGGGAGGGACUUCACUGAAGUAGCUCCACAGUCUGGGGCGAGAGACUCAGCGUUACUCUCAUCUCACAGCUUUGCUUACAGUUGGGGUUGUCUCUGGCUGACACCCAGAGUCGCUGGGCCUUGCCCAAGGGGUGAGUUCACAACCAAGGGGAUGCCACCUCCAUGCAAGCUCGACAUGACGGGGCAAGGACCUACUUCCAUGCCACCCUCAACCCCAUACCUGGAGUAGAGGGAAGGAGCCGUCCUCAGAGACCCCCUUCUCCCUGCAGAGAGGGAGCCUUGCCCACCUUUAAGGUUUUCAGUUCACUUCUCAGAUAUAGGAACAAAAUCCCAAACUCUGUAUCCUGCAUUAAGGUGUAUGUGUACAUGCAUGAGGGAGAGAGAGAGGGAGGAAGAUUGGAGACAUUCUUAAAACUAAUUGCUCCCAUGUCACCAGGCGUUUAUCGCUGGGAGCAAUCUGCAAUAUUUUCAACUAUCUUUAGGUGAAUUUCUAGCUUGUCUCUACAAACGAGAAGCAUUUUGGGGUAAGCUGCCCUGGCACUCCCCGCACACUUAGUGUCUAGGACUAGCCCCCAGUGAAGGAUGGAGAAGCCUUUCCUUCACUUGAGUUUAUAAGUAGCUUUUGACAAGUGGAACCUGGAUCUGCUGAUUCCAGAGAGGAAGGUCGGCUAUCAGCUGUGCAGACUUAGCAGCAGCGAUAAGGAGCCUCGGCCCUCUGUUUUUGAGAGCUUGCUCUCCUCCCCACCUCGGGAAAGCCCCAGCUCAAACAGGUUUAAGCAACAAAGGGAAUUCCCUGGCUCCUGUAACCGGGAUGGCCGAGGGUGGUGCUUGCUUGCUUCCGGUACGACUGCACGCAGGAGCCCAGUGUCCUCAGGCUCAUGUGCUGAUCCUUAGCCUCACCCAGGCCUCUUGGUUCUGCAUCACUUUGCAUGCUGGCCUGUCCUCUUGUCCACCUUCAGGGGAAGGUGGCUGCCAGCAGCCCCUAGCCUACAACCACAGGGCUCUCAAUCUCUAAGCCAGAAAGAGACUCUUUCCAUCUCAAAUUCCAGAGAAGCCCUCUGACUGGCCCUGGGCAAGUCACGUACUCACUCUUGUGGACAUACUGGCCAAGAGGCUGGGGGUCCUGUGAUCGACAUUCCCUCCAGAAGCAAGAGUGGAGUAGGGGAGGGCCAGUCACCCAAUGGACAAAGGGAGCUGGGCCACAGGAGCAGCAGGUGGCCACAGUGGCAUCUGCUAUUGUUCUUCUGUGCUGGAGGUCCCUGGGGCCCAUGUUGGAGCAUCAUCAGUCAGUAGCCAUUCUUCUUACCUUUGGGAGGCUUGGGGUUAAAAAUCCCAGGAAGCGCUGCCGAGCUCUUGGCUUCUGAAUUCCCCAGACCCCAGGGCUGGAAGCUCCUUGCCUUGGUUUCUUCCUCCAUCUUGUUCAUUAGCCUAUUGUGGCCAGGACAGAAAUGGCCCAUUAGCAAUAGGACCUGCCCAGGCACUGGGUUUAGGAGCCUGGGUCGUAAAAUCUCGACAAAGUGGGGUUCAAGCCGCAGCCAUCCUUUCACUAGCUGUGUGACCUCCAGCAGGUGACUUAACCUCUCUUUGCCUAAAUAUCCUCAUCUGUAAACUAGGGAUAGCAGAGCCUACCUCAUUCACUGGGUUGUAGUGGGAUGAAACAAGAGUGGCUGUGAAGUCCUCAGCCUGGCACAUGGAAAGCUCUUGAUAAAAGUCAGUGGUUAUUCUGAUUAUUUAAUGCUUCUCAUCCAAAGACUCCAGACUUCCUGUGAGGACAUCCAUCACUGUUUUACACACUGUGCAUCUGGAGAAAAGUGGGAGAUUGGGAUACUAGUUACCUCUGACUUUCCCUUUUUAGAAACUGCUUGUGUUCUCUGGGCACAUCCACUCAUCUGUAAGAGCAUCAUUCAAAGUGGUGUUUCCUUCAACAAGCUACAGAAUGUUCUCCCCACGGGUUGAGACUUUUUUUCCUACCCUGCGUCUGGAAUUUCUCCCCCUGUAAAAUGAACUGAUCACACAGUCUGUUUCAGCCAGGAAAACACGAUGUUUCUUGUUCACCGGAUCGUUUGCUCCAACCAGAAGCAUUAAACGUUUUAGAUUUGGA
Messenger RNA from Orcinus orca (killer whale), 6021 nucleotides. It is a transcript of the gene SEC14L5, whose product is annotated as SEC14 like lipid binding 5. Lineage: Eukaryota; Metazoa; Chordata; Mammalia; Artiodactyla; Delphinidae. Gene Ontology annotation, cellular component: cytoplasm. The transcript has 16 exons. The record is from RefSeq and is a predicted model, not a curated record. The coding region runs from base 410 to 2476 and encodes 688 amino acids.